Messenger RNA from Condylura cristata (star-nosed mole), 622 nucleotides. RefSeq names its product chromosome unknown open reading frame, human C12orf45 (gene NOPCHAP1). The transcript is spliced from 4 exons. Gene Ontology annotation, molecular function: box C/D methylation guide snoRNP complex binding. The coding region runs from base 20 to 571 and encodes 183 amino acids. Gene Ontology annotation, biological process: box C/D snoRNP assembly. The record is from RefSeq and is a predicted model, not a curated record. NCBI's taxonomy places the organism in Eukaryota, Metazoa, Chordata, Mammalia, Eulipotyphla, Talpidae.
UUAAAGAUCUGCGAGAAGCAUGGAGGUCCAAGGCGAACCCCCAAGCAGCCCCCGCUGUUCUCCGUCGCCCGGGAACUGCGCAGGAGUCCCUGUGUCCAAGGAGCUACUGACUGCGGGGAGCGGCGGCGGCGGAGGUAUAUGGGACAGGUUGCUCAUCAACUCCAAGCCAAAUUCCAGAAAGACUUCCACUCUCCAAACAGUUCGCAUAGAGAGGAGUCCCUUAUUAGACCAAGUGCAGACCUUUCUCCCACGGAUGGCGCAGGCAAACGAGACACUAAGAAAAGAAAUGGCAGCUGCACCUGCCGGUCGCUUUGACAUUGAAAAUACCGAUGGGUCCUCUGGAAAAGUCAUACAAAUGGACGUGGCCUUGUUCGAGAUGAAUCAGUCAGAUUCCAAAGAGGACAGUUCGGAAGAGGAUUCACAAGACAGUUCAGAGGACAGUUCAGAAUCGGAAGGCGAAGAUGACAGUGCCUCUUCAGAAGUCACCAUCGAUAACAUUAAGCUGCCUCAUUCGGAAGGUGGAAAAGGCAAGAUAGAAGUUUUGGACAGUCCUGCCAGUAAAAAGAAGUAGGGGAAUAAAUGUCAUAGAAGCGGAGAGCGUGACCUGCUCACCCCUGAAAAA